Nilaparvata lugens (brown planthopper) is the source of this 1419-nucleotide messenger RNA. Its product is annotated as peptidyl-prolyl cis-trans isomerase FKBP2. Gene Ontology annotation, molecular function: peptidyl-prolyl cis-trans isomerase activity. The transcript has 3 exons. Bases 470 to 907 code for a protein of 145 amino acids. NCBI's taxonomy places the organism in Eukaryota, Metazoa, Arthropoda, Insecta, Hemiptera, Delphacidae. The record is from RefSeq and is a predicted model, not a curated record. Gene Ontology annotation, biological process: protein peptidyl-prolyl isomerization.
GGGAGAUAAAAAAAAGUGACCUCCCUUUUUUUAUUUUGGCUGGCAGUUGUAAAAAAAAUCACCGCUAUUUUAUAACCUUUUUGUAAUAUAGUUGAUAAUUUAAUUAGUUUUUUUUUCAAUUGUUGUUUUGGUUCUAAUAUUGAAAUUUAGAAAUCGAUGCUAGAUUUGGAAUUUGAUGGAUAUUUUUCAAAAAUAUGUAGCCGCCAUCCAUAUUAUCAUUGGACAGUGGAUAUAAAUAUUCAAAAGGCACUGAUUCUGUACGGAACAAUCAGCAGUCAGCAGCACGUAAACGAAUUUUAUUGGUUAUCUUGUUUACAUUUUGGAUUAUUAGUUAUUUUGAACACGUCAAGCAAGAAAUGAAUUAAUUUCAACUGUUUAAUCAUAAUUAGAUGUCUCUAAAUUGAUUCACCUAUUGACAAGCAACAGUACAGUUCAAAAGUUCAUUGAAAUUCAACUAGGCUUUUGAAUCAUGAAGUGCUCAUCAAUAUUUUUUAUCUUGGUAGUUCUCUGCGUGAUCAAAACAUUUGAUUGCAAAGAUAAUAGUGCAAGUGCUGCGAAAAAGAAACUACAAAUUGGGAUCAAGAAAAGAGUAGACUGUUCACAGAGUGCCAAGACCAAGAAGGGGGACUUUUUGCAUAUGCACUAUGUUGGUAAGCUAGAAGAUGGCACAGAAUUUGAUAACAGCUACAAGAGAGAUCAGCCAUUAACAUUUACUAUUGGGUCAGGACAAGUGAUAAGGGGCUGGGAUCAAGGGCUUAUGGGUAUGUGCGAAGGCGAGAAACGGAAACUAGUGAUCCCCCCUGAUUUAGGGUACGGGUCUUCAGGAGCCCCUCCCAAAAUCCCAGGUGACUCAGUGCUGAUUUUUGAGGUGGAUCUUGUGAAAAUUGAAAGGAGAGACGAACUUUAGAUUGAACUUUUUCCCUUCAACGAUAUGUGUGUGUGUUUUUUGAUACAACAUUCUAUCAAAACUAUAAAUACUACAAUAAAUUAUUACUAAUACUUAUCAUAUGUAAUCAGCUAUUACUUCCAAAUAAGCUAUAGUAAACAUAUUAGUAUUAUAUAGAUGAUGAGGAUUUCAUGCCACUCAAUCUAGAUAUGAACAUUGAACUGAUUAUAAGGAGUGGAAAUUAAUUUAUUAGAAACUCCGCUGAGGGUGAUUGUCUUGGUAUUUCGAUUGAUAUGAAGAAUUCGCACAACAUGUUUAUAUAUCUGUUCAAAAUUAGUAGAGAUUUUAUGCAAUUCAUGACUGAGUAUAAUAAUCUACUAUUAUCAUUACAUUCCUAGUCAAUCAUUACAAUAAUCCAAGAAUUGGUCAAUAAGCAGUAAUGAAUAAGUUAGUACGAAUCUGUAGGUGUCAUCUUGUCAUUUCAUUGAAUACUGUACUCAUUCAUCACAAAAUAAAGUCAUCAUAGAAUUUAA